This is a messenger RNA of Chelonia mydas (Green sea turtle), 5781 nucleotides long. RefSeq names its product elastin microfibril interfacer 3 (gene EMILIN3). Bases 311 to 2758 code for a protein of 815 amino acids. The transcript has 4 exons. Gene Ontology annotation, molecular function: protein binding. Gene Ontology annotation, cellular component: extracellular matrix. The record is from RefSeq and is a predicted model, not a curated record. Lineage: Eukaryota; Metazoa; Chordata; Testudines; Cheloniidae.
AGGGUACAAAAGAGAGCCAGGGAGAGGUGGAGCGGACAGCAGCGGCAGCCUCUGCCUCUCCAGCGGGCAGAGGGACAGGGGCGCUCUCCUUCACCUUUGCUGCCCUCACCCUGUCUAUUUAUAGGAUUUCCUACUCCCCCACCCCACUGGAGAGGGUAAGAAAACCCGUCCUUGCAGCUUCCCCCUGCGCUGCCGGAUCCUCUGCAUUUCCCAAGCCGAGCAGCAGAGCCUCGCAUCGGAUCCUCAGUGACAAGGAGGAGAAAAGGUUACAGAGCCAGCUGCCGAGCUCCCCCGCUCUCUCCCUCCUCGGAUGGGCGGAAAGAACAUGAGCAGGACAAGUGGAAACUCUCUCUUCUGGGUUUUCUCCUACCUCUGCCUGGGGACGUUGGUUUCCCCGACGGAUGCCAAAGGGACCUAUUACCACCACCCCGCCCCUGUCUCUUACAGUAACCGAUACAAUCUUUAUACCUCAGGAUCUAGCCCGCAGCUCAGCCCCGGGAAGCCCAUGGGGAAGCACAAGAGCUACUGUGCGUAUGUGGUGCAGAGAAAUGUGACAUGCACCCUGCAGGAUGGGGUGGAGAGCUACGUGAAGGCAGAGUAUCACAAGUGCAGCUGGGGGCCCAAGUGCCCCGGGAAAGUCCUGUACCGCACCUUCUACAGACCCAAGUACAAGAUUGGCUACAAGACAGUGACUGAGCUGGCAUGGAGGUGCUGCCCAGGACUCAUGGGAGAAGGGUGUCAUGACAGCCCUACCGAUCAACCAGGCCUGCUGCCCCAGCGCCCCAGCCCUAAGAUUCCUCCUGGUCACAAGAUGUUUCCAGGUCCUAGAGUUCCUCCCCAUCCCCAAAUCCACCCUGAGCCGUUUCCAGGUCCAAAGAAGAACCACUAUGGCAGGAAGAUACCUGGCAUCUUUGGGGACAGGCUGGACCGGCUGGAAGAGGAGGUAAGGCGCCUCUCGCAGUCCUACGACAGCCUGCACAAUGUGGUGAGCGGGCUGGGGGACCACCUGCGUCUGGCCAUCCAAGAGGACACCAACAAGAUGAUCGGGUCCCUGAUGAACAGCCCAAGUGUGCCUGACUCAACGGUGGGCUUUGGGGUCAUUCCUGAUGGGAUUGUGGAUGUGGCUGACAAAGCAGACAUCGCCACCUAUCCACCCGUGGGUGAGAUCCUAGCCAAGGUGAGUGAGGUGAGUGAUGUGCUGAAGACCAAGACAGAUUUGCUCAAUGAGGUGCAUGGCCUGGUCCUGGACCAUGAUGGGCAGAUCAAACACCUGCUGGAGUCAGCUAGGCCAUCACCCCUCACCUCCAUUGACAUGUUGGAGGAGUACAUGGACACCCGGCUGAGCAACCUGCGAGCAGAGCUGCUGGAUGGCUUUGAGAAGAAGCUGGUGAAAAUCCAGAGCACAUGUGACUUCAGGAUCAAGGAGGUGCAACAGCAGUGUGAGGAGGAGAAAGCUGCCAACUUGCGGCUACAGCAGACCCUGGACGGCAAGGAACUGGAAAUCAAGAAGGAGAUCUCCCAGCUGGAGACCCAGAUCCAAGGGUUGACAGUGGUGGAGAGCUGCUGCGGCAACCUGAACUACCUCACCGAGCGCAUGGACAUCCUGGAGAAGGGCCUACACAGCAUCUCCGAGUCCCAGAAGAACCUGCACUCGCAUCUCAAUGGUGAGUUCUCCACUGUCACCCUGGGGAGCCUUGUUGAAGGGCGCUUUGAGGACCUGGAGGUGAGGCUCAAUGCUACAGGGAGAGAGACUGGCAGCUGCUGCUCCAGCUUGGAGGACAGCAUGAUGGGCCUUGUGGGGUCAGAGUUGGACGGUGUGAGGACCUCAUUUGAGGACAAAAUGAGGACCUUGGAGGACAGGUUCAUGACCAUUGUGGGGGAGCUGAGCAAUGUCAGCACCCCAGCAGGCCUGGAUGGAGCCGUGAUGCCCUUGCUGGAGGGAGAGCUUGCCAACGUGAGGAAGCAGACAGACGAGAGACUGGAGGUGCUGCAGAGCCAGCUCACCACCCUGGAGAACACCUGCUUACUGGGCUGCGCCUCUGCUUCCAAAGAUGUGGAGACCUUUCGGACAGAAAUUGAGGACUGCCAGAGCAAGAACCAGGAUCUGCUGCUCAGAAUGGACAGUAACAACGACCUCCUGCGCAAGCUGAACGCCACCAUCCUGGAGAUCCAGAGGCGGAUUGAUGAGGAGGCAGCCGGCUCCCUGCAGGGCGAGAUCACCCUGCUCAAGAUCAACCUGAAUACUGUGAGCAAGUCACUGACAGGGCUCAAGGACUCCGUCUCCCAGUACUCCAACACCGUGCUGCACGUCAACUCUUCACUGGACGAACACGAGCGCAAGAUAGAGGACGAGGUGCACUCCAUUCAGGAGAAGGUCAGCGACCAAGGCUCGCAGCUCAUCUUCAGCAACAAGCGCGUCCUUAACCUGAAAGGCGACCUGGAGAGACUCAAAGCCAGGAUCGUGAAUGACCUAAGCAACUGCAAGAAUGCCGCACACGACCUGCAGAAGGAGGUGGACCAGUUUGACAGCCGCGUAGCCCAGGUGGAAAAUAUGUGCGGCGGGCUCGGUGCCAUGACGGGGAGCCUGGACGUCAUCCGCGAUGAGCUGGAGAAGCACACAGGCAGCCUGUGGGGCUACAUGGACCAUAUGAACGGGACAUUGGCCGCCCACUCUCAGGAAAUAACUGUACUGAAGGACAACUUGCUGGAUUGCCAGGCCAAAGUGACAGAGCUGGCUGAACAGGUCACCCACUUGUAAGGCGCUUCAGAGGGGAAGCAGCAUUAGCUAUACUGAAACCCACCUCUCUUUAUCCUUGAAGAACAGAACUAACUUAUAUCACACAGACUCUACUGUGACAAUGGGUUUUUUUUAAAAAAAAAAUAUAUAUAAAUGGAAAGCUGCUAUAAUCCCUUCUCCCAUUUCUUUAAUUUUUUUUUCUUGCCUGAGAAAAGUGAAAUCCUACAGCCCAAGUCGACCCUUUGCCAUUACUGAACUGGACUGGACUUGACUUCCUUCUGGUCACUUAGCAGCUGUCCUAACAAUGUAGCGAGAUGCCUGGUCAUAGCUGGGUGGUUGUUAUGUAGCUAUGACCCAGGAAUGACAAUUCAGGACCAAGCUCAAGGCAGAAUCAUUUUGGAGGAUUGAUUGCUUCUGAAAGAAUAAAACUCUGUAUUUGUGAGGCAGGAUGGACAAACUCUGUUCCUAAAGGAUCACAUGCAUCUUACCCACUGGGGCAAAGAGAUAGUCAGGGACCUGCCUUUGCAACACCCACAGGGGACAUUUGGAUUUUAACAGGGAAAAUUCCCUCUGUACCUUGGGGAAUUUUAUUCCCCUUUUUGAUACAACGGCUUCCAUUCUAUUCAGCUGAACCCAGGUUUCUGUCUCACAACUAACGCCUAAGCCAAUUUAAAAUUAAACGCAUUCCCCACCCAGCCGUUUUGACAAGUAUCAUAGGGGGAUAUGCAUUAAGACAACAUAUGUCUAUACAUAAGCCUCUUCCUCCCCGCCUACUCCAGAGUGCAAUGCCUUUGUUCAGCUUCCUCCAUCUUACCAGUUGUGCUAUGGAGCAUACAGUGUGCCCUGUUAGAGAUUCAACUAUUUUAAGCGUGGCAUUUUGUGGGAGAGCAUUUUAGGACUGUACUGGGCCUGAAUUUAAUAAGAACAAUGGGUGCUGGGGGUCCUGUGUGUUUGCAGACCAAGGACUGCAAAUUGGACACAACCCUUUGCUCGUUGCCUAAGUCACAUUGGAACCUAGGUCUCCAAAGAUGAAAAGCCAGGGUAUUAAGCCAUGAUGCCCCCCCAACCCUGGGGAGUGAGUUAAGCAAUAAUGCGGCAGUAGAUAUGUGCAGGUGCUCUUGUCCCAUAAAUGGCUUUACUGCCCAAGAUGCUCCAGGUGUAGAUUUGGAGAAAUAGGAUUUGUGUAUUCCCAGACUGCACAGGGCAAUGGGUGUGCAUGCUCACUAUCCCAUGGUCACGCAGACAGGAGUGGGCAACUGGAAUCACAUCCACUUCACAUACCACAGGGCCGCUGAAAGCCUUCUUGUCUAUGUGACUUCCCUAGGGAGGGACUUCCUUUACCAAGAGCAGGCAGGAGGUAAGGUAAGGGGAUGUCUCUCACAGUGCCUUUGAAAGCAGAACCCUUCUGGGGGUUGGGUGUAUUAAUCAAGGGAAGCUCAACUCAGCAGUAUCAUUUGGGAGAUCUCCACAUUUCACCCAGUUUUCCAUCUGGGCUGGAUGAGGCACAAAGGGACUCAGUGAAGUGUCAGAUCCCUGAGUGGGUCUGGUGAGCUAGGAAUGGGGAUUCACCUCACAGUGGAACCAGGAGGUGACAGGGACCUCUGCUCCCACGUCUGGGCCAUUUCACAGCUCUAAUUUAAUCUCACACUAGGCCUGCUUCAGUUCCUCUCUGCACCAGCUGCCACCGCAGCCCUAGGCCCUGACUUUCCUCACCAUCGCUCUCUUCCACUCAUUCUCAUCCUGUGUCUCCUCCUAUUACCACAUUUCUUCCCUGUAACCCAUUGCACCAGAGUGUCAGGCACAGGCUGAAACUGGGCUCUGAAGAAUUUGCCCCCUUUGCUCCAUUUCCCCAUUAAGCACAUGGUAGCAGCUUGCCACAUAGGAUGUUUCCAGCUGUUCUUUCUCAUGUGAUACAGCUUUAAUGCGACCCCCGGCCUGGGAGGGAAGAGCAUUUCCCCUUUAGCUGUCUCAACCCAGACAAGUAACUUACACACUGGAAGCAUGGAGCAGCACAGAUAGCCCUCUACAGCAGUGGUUCUCAAGGAGGGGUCUGGGGCCCCCUGGGGGGCCAUGAGCAGGUUUCAGGGGGUCUGCUAAGCAGAGCCAGUGUUUGACUUGCUGGAGCCCCAGUCAGAAAGCCAAAGGCUCACCAUGAGGCUGAACCCUGAUACCCCCGACCUGAGGUGAAGCUGAAGCCUGAGCACCUUAGCUUUGCAGGAGACCCUGUAGUGUGGGGCCCACAUGACCAAUUAAGAGGAAGAUAAAUCUCCUACUAUCAAGCUUAUCUAUAGCCGGCGUGAUAGUCUGCAUUUUCAAAUAGCAAGUGGCUGAGGGGAGCAGCUCCCUGGAGGUCAGAAGGAAAGUAGGAUGUUAAAGCUAACACAACUGGGGAGGGGGAAUAGUUUCAGAUGGGGCAGAGGGAGAAGUGGUGGGGAGGCAUGUUGAUCUCUCAGAAAUGGUGCUAUAUUUGAACUCCUUUCCGGCCAAUCACUUGAAGAGGUCUAUGCUUGGACUCGAGUUUAAAACUAAGUAACAUGGUGUUUAAAUGGGCAUUUGUUGCUUUUGCAGGAGGAAUCUGAUUGUAUCUGCAUCUUUGCUCCCUUUGGAGGCAUGGGGAUUCUGGAGCAGUUGUGAAAUCCUAUUAAAGUCCAUUUUGAAUUGUUUUUUUAAAAACUUUGUACAUUUGUUCAGAUGUUAAAGCUGAAAGACAGUUUGUACUAAGAACAAAAAAUAAAACUUCUUGCUGAGGUUUCUGGUAUCAAACGACUCCCUUAGAAUUAACAGAGAAGUGCAAGCACAGGGCUUGGCUCACCAAGCAAGGCAGCCAGGAUUGAGACAUGAGUUAUUUUCCAGAACAAGUUGUUUGAGGGGUGGAAGCUGUGUGGAGGGAGGGAGGAUUUGCAGCCUUGUUCAGUCCAUGCUAGUAGAAUUGCUGUAGCAAUCGUUACAUGUAGAAUGUGCUUUAGAAAGAUGUUUUUGCUCACAGGAGCCUGCAGUAUUUGGUAUUCUCCUGUUUCUAUUUAUUUCAUAAUUAGGUGUAUACG